AUUGGGAUCUGUGGCCGAACAGGCAGUGGAAAGUCAUCCUUCUCUCUUGCUUUCUUCCGCAUGGUCGACAUGUUUGAAGGGAGGAUCGUCAUUGAUGACAUUGAUAUUGCAAAGCUGCCCUUGCAGACCUUACGAUCCCGACUCUCCAUCAUCCUCCAGGACCCCAUCCUCUUCAGUGGCACCAUUCGGUUUAACCUGGACCCAGAGAAGAAAUGUUCUGACAGCACCCUGUGGGAAGCCCUGGAGAUCGCCCAGCUAAAGCUAGUGGUGAAGGCACUGCCAGGGGGGCUAGAUGCCAUAGUCACGGAAGGUGGGGAGAAUUUCAGCCAGGGACAAAGACAGCUCUUCUGCUUGGCAAGGGCCUUUGUGAGGAAGACGAGCAUCUUCAUCAUGGAUGAGGCCACAGCCUCCAUCGACAUGGCCACGGUCAGUUCCGGGGUCUAAGGUCAGUCCUAGGUGGUGAUGGUUGGCGAGUUAAGAAGA
This is a messenger RNA of Gracilinanus agilis (Agile Gracile Mouse Opossum), 483 nucleotides long. RefSeq names its product ATP-binding cassette sub-family C member 8-like. Gene Ontology annotation, molecular function: ATP binding; ATP hydrolysis activity; ATPase-coupled transmembrane transporter activity. Gene Ontology annotation, biological process: transmembrane transport. Gene Ontology annotation, cellular component: membrane. The record is from RefSeq and is a predicted model, not a curated record. Lineage: Eukaryota; Metazoa; Chordata; Mammalia; Didelphimorphia; Didelphidae. The annotation marks the transcript as partial. The transcript has 4 exons.